GCACCGCAUUCAGAAGCAUGAUCAUCGGAAGAAAUCAAACUUGUAAUGAUGUAAGUUACUUGGUUAUGGCGGCGUCUCCCAUGGCAUUUCCGAGUGAUUUGCUUCACUAUCUUAAUACAGGGUCAUCCGGCCAUACUUCUUCAGUCGCACUGGGAAGCAGAAGACAAACACGUGUCUUCAAUGUGGUACGUUUCGUGAACAGAAACCCUCCCUGCAAUUUACAUCGAGGUACUUUCCUAGUAUCCUUCCACGAUGCCUCUAAAGCUAUAUCGGUCGCUCCUUUACUCUUACGGAAACACCAUCACUCGCCUCCUUGAGUCGAGAUCACAACUUGAUUCAGUAAAGGCACAAUGGCUGAACCCAACAAAUAUCUUAUCCAUACUCACCGUCAUCGGCGUGGAUGUUGUGCAACGUGCUAUUGCACAACUGGCUGGAAAUCCAUGUUAUUUCACACCAGUUGCAUUGUCCUUCGGCUGGCUGGGGUAUGCACUGAACGCCGUCGGCACCGUCAUAGGAGAGGGGCGACUCAUGCCGCCUGCAGACUGUCAAUGCAUUUUGGUAGAUGCUACUACGCAGACCAGUCGGCGGAAUAGGUCAUGGAUUCUUGGACGAUUGGUUAGGGAUCAUGAGACGGAUUCCACCAAGCCUGGCUUGACCCUAACUUUCUACAAGGCAUCGCUCAGAUACCAAGGGAUUCCCAGCAUGGACUGGGUUUAUUGCAGUGGAAUAGCUGUAAUAUUCAUCCAACUAGGAAUAUCUGUCAUACCGAUCACCCUCUUUGAGGACUGGAACGUAUUUAUCGUCACGGUGGCCGGCACUGUGUUGUCACUGUUCACUGGUGCAUUGCCAAAAUGGAGGAAAGAAAAGUGGUCAUGCCGCACCCUACAAAACGAGACGGAUAGAGCUGUGAUAUGUCUCACUCGAGGCAAUGGAUAUAGUGAGGUACUUGUGAUUAUUAGCGAAGGGAGAGGACAUUUUCGCUUGGAGGACCUAGCGUUAGCAGACCCAGGCGGCGUUCCGACCUUUGGGACCUUGGCAAUUAUGAUGGUGCUAUUCAUCUGCCAACUCUUGUUACUUCUGACUAUUGCUGGGUUGCAAAACAACCUGUGGUUUUUGUUCGCGAUUAAGAGCCUGGGUAUGUUCUACAACGGCGUCGCAGCUGGUAUUCGAAGAGCACCUAGUACAACAGGAAUUCGCCUGGAGAGAGAGGUGGAUGGAGUGAUUGCGGAAAGGAAAGUCUUCCAAGCCCUGAAACGUGCAGAAGAGCGUGAGAGAUAUGUUGGGAUCUCGUUGAUCCCUAUAUUCUUCCCUGGAGGUCUAAGGCCGGAUGAAGAGCAGUGGCGUAAGAAAACAUUGGAACAUUACGCAGAAUCCAAGAAGAUCGGGAGCCCUAUCUCGAACACUGAAGGCACUGGGUCAUUCUAACAGAGAAGACCCAGAGAAGCGCCAUCUUCUUACCAUGGUAUUGUAAUAGCAUGCUGCAGAUUUCGGUUCCCAUUUUACAUGGCAAUGGCGGGGAAACGAGCAUGCCUGCCAUUCAAUGCAAUGAGCCCGGUCACUUAUUGCUAUCUGAUCGUAAAGGCCCAAUAGAUCAGCUUUCUAUCGUAAGUACAAUGAAAGUCGCAAGACGGACAUACUGUAUAUAUGGCUCCCAACUUUUUAUCACCCGACUCAAUGGUAGAAAUUCCAGUUAC
This is a messenger RNA of Somion occarium, 1694 nucleotides long. Lineage: Eukaryota; Fungi; Basidiomycota; Agaricomycetes; Polyporales; Cerrenaceae. The record is from the annotation of a GenBank genome assembly.